Molecule: messenger RNA, 1851 nt
Organism: Aspergillus fischeri NRRL 181
Lineage: Eukaryota; Fungi; Ascomycota; Eurotiomycetes; Eurotiales; Aspergillaceae
Product: RNA-binding protein
Exons: 1
Coding region: 1-1851 (616 amino acids)
Molecular function (GO): mRNA binding
Source: RefSeq, a predicted model, not a curated record
AUGAGUGCCGGUUCGAGUCAGUCUACUCGUACGAGUCCAGGUUCUUACAGUACCACUCAGCGCACGCCUUCCGUCUCGUCGGGCGCGUCGCCUCCUCAGCAGUCGCUUUCUUCCUCCCAGCCGCCUUCGACGGCCCAGAAUGCGAUGUCGACCGACGUGUAUUCUCCCACUGCCUCGCAACCAUCGAACCCUCUAGGCGGCUCGUUUUCUUAUCCUUUCUCUCCGCUCGGUCCCUCCUUGCCUUUCGAUAGUGUCGCGCCUGGCAACAUGCGUUUAACUGAUUCCGAUCGGUCGGCCCAGACCCUGAACGGCUUCGCCCGACCCGCAAGUGGGAAUACUGGCGGCGCAAUUGUGAUGCGAAAGUUGCCUCGAAACACGAGUCGCGAAGCGCUGCGCAGUAUGUUGCUUUUUGCGAAAGAUUUCGUGGACGCGGAUUUCUUUCCUGUUGAACUCCCGGAGGAUCACGGAUACCUGACCGCCAUCGCACGCUUCAAUACGAUGGCUGCAGCUGAAGAAGCCUGCGCUCUACUGGAUGGCAAGCCAAACUCGCAGAAUGAUGCCAACAUGAUCGUUGAGCUCUACCAUGGACCGGUUCCGUCGGCGUUGAACCCACCGAGGCGCAAUACGAUUGAUCACACCGCGACUCGAAAUAUGUUGGGUAACGGCCACCUCUCGCGGUCUUCUCGUUUUAACGGCACAUUCCAAAGCCUUGAAAAGCUGGCAGCGCCAAAUUCGUCCCUGCAGUCGAACGGCGACACACUGACCUCGAACUCAGAGUCAGGCUCUCGUCUUCAAAGCAUAUUUUCUCCCCAGUCCCCGAUCGGCAAUGGCGUUCAUGACCUUCCGCGCGUUAGUGGUAAGUCAAUGAUCGACCAGGAUCCGGACGAAGAUACGGGUGAGCUACUCAAGGAUCCCGUUGGCUACGCCGAGAACGGUCAUUCUUCUUCGGUCACCCUUCCUCGACGUUCGACGAAUCCUCAGUAUCCCACCAACCGAUUCGGCAGCCUCUCUCUGUCCACCAACAUGACCUCCCCGCCUCUGCACAAUUAUGCGCCUGGCGGCUCAGGGCGCAUGGGGGUCCCGACGCCUUCCUCCGCCUUUCCUCAGGCAAUCAACGGUAACACUAUGAUGGGAGGUCAUGGAUACCCUUAUGGUAGUCAGCAUACUCCUCGUCAUAGUCUUCCCGCGGCGAAUCCGAACGACUUGAACCCUCCCUGCAAUACCCUCUAUGUGGGUAACCUUCCUCCGGACACCUCCGAAGAGGAGUUGAAGGCUCUCUUCUCCAAACAACGCGGAUACAAGCGCCUGUGCUUCCGGAACAAGCAAAACGGUCCCAUGUGUUUCGUUGAAUUCGACGAAGUGGCCAUGGCUAGUAAAGCGCUCAAUGAGCUUUAUGGAUACAAGCUCUCCAACAGUAACAAGACCGGGAUUCGCUUGAGUUUCUCCAAGAACCCAUUGGGUGUCCGCUCCGGUCAGCCGGGCAGCAUGAACGCGUCCAAUCACCUUUCUGCGCAAGGCUCGAUCCCUGGUGGCAGCAGUCUCGGCGGCAUUCACAGUCAUAUGUUCUCGACGGUAAGCGGUCCACCGCCUGGGCUUGCUGCGCCGCCGGGACUGGCGAUGCCCAUGGCUUUGAGAAACAAUGGGGCCAUGCACCCGCCAGGGAAUCCCCACGCACCUAUGCCCACCAACGGGUCCUUCAACUCAAACUCUGGCUUGGGGAUUAGAGGAAACAACAUGAAUUCGUUGAUGUCCCCGACUCCACCCCUCACGGGGGGUGUUGGCGGCACUUCUACCGGAUCAAACGUGGGAGGCUUCAAUUCUUUCUAUCCUGACUACAUGAUGGGUCGGUAG